Molecule: messenger RNA, 1073 nt
Organism: Trichomycterus rosablanca
Lineage: Eukaryota; Metazoa; Chordata; Actinopteri; Siluriformes; Trichomycteridae
Product: inositol monophosphatase 1-like
Exons: 9
Coding region: 137-973 (278 amino acids)
Biological process (GO): signal transduction; inositol metabolic process; phosphatidylinositol phosphate biosynthetic process
Molecular function (GO): inositol monophosphate 1-phosphatase activity
Source: RefSeq, a predicted model, not a curated record
AUCCAUCCGAGAUGAACUAAUGGCGUCCAGUAGAUGGUGGUAACACUCCUUUAGUAGGAUGUUAGUCUGCUCAGAUGUAAGACGAAGAAUUGCAGGCGGUUGAGCUGUGUGGGAUGUACCGCGGUUUGCUGGAGUCAUGUCGGAUCCUUGGCAAGAAUGCAUGGAUUACUGUGUUGAGGUGACCAAACAGGCAGGAAAGAUGAUUCAAGAUGCUCUGCGAAAAGAUAUAUCAAUCAUGCAGAAGAGCUCUCCAGUCGACUUGGUCACAGAGACGGACCAGAAAGUGGAAGAACUCAUCAUUUCAUCCAUCAAGAAGAAGUAUCCCAGUCACAGUUUUAUAGGUGAAGAGUCUGUGGCUGCCGGAGCUUCUAGUAUUCUCACAGACAAUCCCACAUGGAUCAUUGACCCUAUCGAUGGGACUACAAACUUUGUUCACAGGUUCCCAUUUGUGUCUGUAUCUAUUGGAUUUGCAUUAAAUAAACAGAUAGAGUUUGGGAUUGUCUACAGCUGCAUGGAGGACAAAAUGUACACUGCACGCAAGGGGAAAGGAGCAUUCUGCAAUGGCAUCCCUAUUAAAGUCUCAGAGCAGCAGGACAUCACCAAGACUCUGGUACUGACCGAGAUGGGCUUCAAGAAAGAUCCAGAACACUUUAGAAUCAUGAUGGCUAAUAUGCAGAGCAUCCUUUCUAUUCCUGUUCAUGGGAUCCGCACCCCAGGCAGUGCAGCAGUGAACCUGUGUUUAGUGGCGUGUGGGGCAGCAGAUGCCUACUACCACAUGGGAAUCCAUUGCUGGGAUAUGGCAGGAGGUUCAGUCAUAGUUACUGAGGCUGGGGGAGUCGUCACAGACAUUACAGGGGGGCCGUUUGAUCUGAUGUCUCGAAGACUGAUUGCAGCCAGCAGACACGGCAUCGCGGAGUGUAUCGCCAAGAAAAUACAGCAGUUUCAUUGUGGACGGGACGACACGGACGACUAGACCAUAAUUACCCAACACGUCUAUUAAAGGGGAACUGCUGUAUGUCUAAAUUCUAUACAUAAAUAAUAAAAACACCUGUAAUUCAGCGGUUUAGCAUAAA